AUGAGUGUGUCUGAAAAUUAGCAAUAAAUAUAUGAAGAACUAAUGGUAAUGUUAUUGAUAUUCUAUUUCAGGAUAAAAUAAAAAAAAAUUCAGAAAUAAGGGAGAAAUUUGAUAGCAGAACAUAAAGUGGAUUAUUAGAUAAGGAUUAUGCUCAUGAAGUCUUGAUAGAUUGGAGCGAUUUACUAAAUUAUGACCUAAGUGAUGCGAUAACUUAUUUUGAUCUCGAUAAUCCUGAUAUUCCUCCUGAAGAGAUCAGAUAGCACCUAGAUUUUGACAGUUUCACUAAUCUUGUCAACAAAUGGUUAUAGAAGCAAUUAUUGCAAACAUCUCCCAAAUAAAAACAAAGUACAAAUCAGGAUCAGUAUUGGUUUAAGAGUGAGCCUGGAACACUCAACACAGAACAGAGUGAUUUAAAGCAUUAAGAAUAAUUAAUAAAAGCAAUUUUUGAGACUCAAGAAGCCAAGACCAAGAAGGUAUUUAAUGAGUAUGCAAUGAUGAACGAUCAAGCUGACACAAUCAGCAAGUAAGAUUUUCCUCUUUUGCUUAAAAAUUUGUUAUAUCAACAUAAUGCAUCGAUUUAUGAGAAAUCUGGUUAAGAGGAUUANCUUAAAGAAAUGGAAUAGAAAAAGUUGGAAAUCAAAUUUAUAGUGGAUAGAAAGAAUUUAGACGUUAUAGAGAUUGAUAGAUUGAAAAAAUAAAAUUAAGAAAAUUAAGAAGUUAUAUUAAGUAUGUAGUAACAAGCCGAGAUAAUUGAAGAAAAAAAUACAGCAUUAUAAUAGUAAUUUAAGGAUUGGGUAAAAGAUAACUUAGAUCAAUUUUUGUCUUUGAUUUAAGAGGUGAAAAUAUGA
Molecule: messenger RNA, 848 nt
Organism: Paramecium octaurelia
Lineage: Eukaryota; Ciliophora; Oligohymenophorea; Peniculida; Parameciidae
Source: the annotation of a GenBank genome assembly